AGGAAACGAAAGAAGAAACGACUUACCAUCACCAACUCGCCCUCCACUCUAUAGGUUUCGUUAGUAUCGCACUCUUAACGGAGUCCAUCGAUCAGAUUAGCACUAGCUCACAAUCAAACUCAAGCUCAAAGGCCCGAACUAGAUUCAAACAACAAACUAAACAAAACAACUCGCGCAUCAUCGUGUAAGACAAGGGCAGUGCAGUUUGCAACUGACUUCGUCAUCAUUAAGUAACAGAACUAAGGUUUUCUUCUCUUCAAGAUCAAGCUCAACUUCAUCGGCAUUGGCCGCGUUUCUUCAGUAGCAGCUGACUAUCUAGAUCUACUCGCUUAUCGAAUCAAAGAACAGCCAAGAUGAGCUCCUUUCAGUUUCAGCCGGUGUUAGCCAAGGACAUUUACCGUCGUCGGAUGGAAAACAUCACGAACGACGUCCAGUUUUCGAAUGAAUUCGAGGCGGAGCAUUAAGGCUAUACUCUUGACAGAGAUCCGCUUUUGAAUUUCUCCUACAAGUACAACUACUAAGUACUGUGGUGCCCUUCUUCUUGUCAUAGUCAUUGUCAUUGACACACUCUAAUCUCUCGGGCGCGGUGUGGCCGGGCCGUGUACGGUGGAGCAUGUGAAACGCUUCCGCAUGACACGCCACAAGGUGAAUGAGCCACGCUUAAGGCAACCACAGAAGCAAUUUCUGAUCUUGUUACUCCACCAUCGUUCGCGAAAGUAAUAUAUGAGUAUGCCUCUAAUUACCGACGAAACUUGGGUGACUUGGUUCGGACAUAUCUUCGAGUGUACGAUGCGCCCCGGGUUGGUCCAGGACUAUAUAAAGCAGGGGAUUUUUAAAAAGGAUGACAAGUGCCACUAUGUGAGGACUGGGAAAUGUACUAUGGUUUUUCUUAAGCGCUGCUCGACGAUGGCAUUCGUUUUCGUUUCAAUUCAGAGGAAGACCACGCUUGAUUUUGUUUGCUUCUCUUGUGUUGUCUUCGCAGUCACACUUGGUUCCUUUAAUAAUAUGGAAUCAAAUUGGUAUCGUCUACCACAGGUUUCGUCGGUGUCGAAGACGAGGGAGAGAUCGAAAUUAUUGCAGGUGGCCAUCGCUGCACAAUGUUGAAGGAGAAACUCGUGGAGCAUGGCGAUGCGUGGGUGGCAGAGCUGCUUAUCAAGAUGAAUGCAUCAGUAUUCUUUUUCAUUUUUUGUUAUGUGUCUUAAACUUAAUCUCUCUCCAAGUGCAACCACCUAAAAGUAAAACUAGAUCUAACGUCGCGCUCGCGGCUCAUUUUCAAUUUUCUGCCCCACCACGACAGAUCCUCAUUCUCUCCGACCGUGCCAUGGCCCCAGCGAAUCGCGACGCUUUGCUCUUAUACAAUUAAGGAAGUUUCAAAUUCAUCUAGAUGUGCCUGAAGCUCUCUAGUAGUGGUUGCAAUGAAACGCAAGACAGAGCUUGCCACAGCUUCGAGCAGUAGCUAACUUUCAAUCAGAGCUGGACUGGGAUAGAUUCACACAGACAGACUCACUCAGACGCGCCUUGCGCUUGUUACUUUACUCUUCGUUAUAUUUUGCCAGUCUCUAAUAUGCAGAUCUCGACAAUGAGGAGGUCGACGGCUUACCGCCGCAGAUCCCGGAUAUUGUCGAUUGCUUGCCUGGUCUUUUGGUGAAUUAUGCGAAAAACCCCGAUGGCGCUUCGAAUGAGCAUGAAUAUGUUGUGAAGGUAUAUACUUAAUUUUGAUGAGAUAGAUUUUCAAUUUCACUUUUUCAUCUCGGGUAGUAUGUAAUACAUUUUGGAACUCGUUUCUUUUUCAAAGUAAUCACUUCCUCUUCCGUUUCUUAUUCUCAAUUUCGUCUUCUCCUUGCUCCUUCCUCCAGCACAAGUACAAGACCAUGCAGUCGACCCGCUUUAAGUGGCUCAAGGAGUUCGCCUUGGUUCGCAGCCUGUUCCAGAAGGGCAGCCUCACUCGCGUUAAGGCGCGAAAAUAUGGAUCGGGAACCGACGUUGCGUCUGUGAUGAGACAGCAGUGCGGAAGCUGGGACAUGGUACCACAGGAAAACCGCUUGGAGGAGGGAGUUGCGCUGGUCCUUACUUUGAAGGGCAACAAGAAGAUCAACAUGAACGGAAACAGGGGGGACUACGUCGAGACGCUGAAGCUCUACUAUGCCAAUACCGAAAAACUGAAGGGCAUGGACGAGAUUGCUGAGGAUGUCAAGCUGAAAGUCUUCGACGAGGUGUCUGGCAAGAUCGUGGACAUGUUGGAAGCAAGGGAGCAGAAGCGUCAAGCGGAGAAGAAAUCUGGGAACACGCGCAUUGUUGCAGACAGUUUCAAGGUGCGUUGCUAUUUCAAGGACUACUUGUAGAAAUAGGCACUCACUCUUAGUAGGAUUUUUUCAGUACAACGAACGAAAGCUGUUCUCUACCUCUUGCUUCUUAUCUCAUCCUCUUACCAUAGCAGACCACAUCUUUCCCAUUCCCCUCUACCUCUUCUCUCAGACGAACCCAGCUGAUUACGGGUUGACCCUUCCCCCCGGAGUGAAGUCUUUUGUUGCGGGAAGCCCUGGAAUGAAGGUCUCUGAGCAAGCGCAGAAGGAUGACAAAUACCUGGCACUCUGGCGACGCGUCGAAGAUAUGCUCCAUGAUGGUGGAUGGGAAUUGGCCGAAGGAAUCUACCAGGUAGUCGAUUUUUGCUUUUGUGUUGACAUCCGCUGCAGCAGCGUAGUUCUUUGGUAAUAAUUUGCUUUGUUAUUCAGAGGUGGGCGUGAACUUGCUUACUGUCUCACUUUGAAAGUGCAGUUCUUCAUCUUCACCACUCAACAAGCAAACACAUACAGUUCGCGAAAAGAACCGACGACAGUGAGCAAAUGGAUUUUAUUUCGGACGAGAUUCCCGCUGGUUGUUUAGUCCAGUUGGCCGGAACCAACCCCCAUCAGAAUGAGGAUUUGGCAAUGGGCCGUGUCUUGAGAGCAGUGGAGGCCCCUCAGGCGUGGCUUACAGCGCUACCUUUAAGACGCAAGCGACUGAUCGUGUAGACUAGACGUAGUUCUUCUUUUUAUCCGUCUGAUUGUUUUAUCAAAUCCUAACUAGGAGCAGCAGAAGCGCUCGCAUGAGAAUAAGCGAUAGAGACGAGAGACGAGUAUGAACCUAAAAAAGAUACUUCACGUUUUUGCUUCUUCCUCUAACAGCGGGUGCAUUGGACAAGAACCAAGUGAAGACCUUGUGCGAACGCACGCUGCGCCGACGCUUGCUUGUCAAGUUGGGAAAGGAUAUGUCUGCUGUCUUACGCGCCGGUCGCAGUUCGUCCAAGAUUAAGGCUUUUGAUGCAGUCAAAGACGAGGAUGCCAAGGCAGUCAUCAAAGGAAACGACAAGAACAAGAAGAGCAACGCGACCACGUCCAAAAGCAAGACUUCCAAGGCUAGUAGUGCAUCUUCUUCUGCUGCUCCCAAAGCAAAGUCCCGCUCCAUGAAGACUUCUUCUGCUGCGUCCGCUUCGUCUAGUGCUUCCUCUUCUGGUGCUGCUUCUCCUGUUCUGCCUUCUUUUGAAUUUGAUGCUGACGCUGACAUGGCGGAUGCGAACGGUGAAGCUGAAGGUGCAGGCGUUGUCAUUAACACCUCUGCCCGCAACAGUUGCGCUUCGUCUACGUCUGCAGCAGAGAACAACAAGAAAGACUCCUUGGAGUCUUAUCUGAAUGAUUCCACCAUUUCGACCUUCGAGAUGAUCAAUGCACAAGAAAACGAACUGGCCAAGUCUGUGAAGAAGAAUCUCGAGUGGUUGAGCAAGCCAGCCGACUACAGCAAGGAGGACAUCAUGAAGAUGUCGUUCGCAGGCGUCGCGAAGGACUGGACUCCACUAUUCAAGCAAGUUUGGCAUCGCGAAGCCGAAUGCCCGUUCAAGGUCUUGCUCUUUCUGAGUUGUGUCGUAUUUGCUAGAAAGUGAAAUGUCUUUGUCUACUUAUUCUCGCUCCUUUCAAUUUAUACCUUCCAUGUGAGUACUACGAAUGUUAAUCCUCUCCUACGACCAUCAGUUUGCGACGGACGCGCUGAUUGUGAACGAAAACAGUAUCCCGAAUAAUCGCACCAUGCUUCGCAGCGGUAUGACAGCUACUUCGCAGACCAAGCUGAAGUAUGGAGAUAUGGCGAGUGGCGUGCUGCUGCGUGGAAAUUACGAGUGCGGAGAUAAGAGAGAGGUGCUGAGCGUCCGCUUCCGCGCGCAGUUGAAGCCUUCUACUGUGCAAGCCGUGGCUGGUGCGUCGAACGUGAAGAACAAGAAAGGAGACGCACACGCAAGCGGCGGGAUCGAUAUGAAUAACGUACUUGCUCUACUUUGGCAGCUCGGCCUCGAGCUCUUUUCAAUUAAGUCAGAUGUUGAUUUGUCAGGAGCAGUGCCUUAGAAUCUCUGAGACAGCACGAUGCGCGAGAACUAGCGCCCACCGUCCUAAUAGAUCACUUUCAAACCUCUCCUCUACAGGAAAUGGCAGAGCGUCUGUACGAAAUUUAUGAGGAAGAAUGGGCUUUGCGUCAUAUCAGCCUCACGCUUACCGUUGUGGAUACAACAGAGGCCCGCAUUUCUUUGCUGGUGCCGAUUCGCAAGCGUGACGAGAACGAUGAGACGAACGUGGAGGAGGCUGCACCCAAGAAGCCCUCCGUGAGAGGCGCACUGGAGUAA
Amoebophrya sp. A25 is the source of this 4645-nucleotide messenger RNA. NCBI's taxonomy places the organism in Eukaryota, Dinophyceae, Syndiniales, Amoebophryaceae. The record is from the annotation of a GenBank genome assembly.